Messenger RNA from Lentinula edodes (shiitake mushroom), 644 nucleotides. RefSeq lists its product as uncharacterized. Gene Ontology annotation, cellular component: shelterin complex. Gene Ontology annotation, biological process: telomere maintenance via telomere lengthening; regulation of DNA-templated transcription. NCBI's taxonomy places the organism in Eukaryota, Fungi, Basidiomycota, Agaricomycetes, Agaricales, Omphalotaceae. The coding region runs from base 91 to 510 and encodes 139 amino acids. The record is from RefSeq and is a predicted model, not a curated record. Gene Ontology annotation, molecular function: telomeric repeat DNA binding. The transcript is spliced from 2 exons.
UCGCGUGUGUGGCGUCGUUGAGGGCAGGUCCCAAAUUUCUAACCACCUAGAACUACAAGUCAAAGCCUGUCAUAUCCCUCUUAUCAACAAAUGAAAUUUACUGAAGACGACGAUUCCUUCUUGGUACACUUCAUUGCGGAAAGUCACUCGGAAUUCAAAGGAAGAAAAGGGGAACUUUUGUACAAGAAACUCGUUCAACAACAUGCAGAUUCUCGUCAUUCUUGGAAAUCCUGGCAGCAUUAUUAUGUGAAACAUGCAGACUAUUUUGAUCAUCUCAUCGAACAGUAUCAAUUGGAACACAGUAUUUCAAUCCCACCAACAGUGACAAACCAGAUUCAGAAGAGAUACGGAUUCACAGAAGCUGAAGAUGCUCUCCUUGUGGAACACAUCGCGAAGAACGAUCUGAGUGGACAGAGGAAAGGCCUGUCGUUGUACAACGUACUUUCUCAGGUGCUGCCUUUCGUUGGCACUUCACAUCACAUUGAGAAAGUGCUGAUUUUAAGUUUCUAGCGUGAUGGGAAGCAACACGAAAGAAGUAGCAAGUCCUGGUGUCACCGAUACUCGAAGAAUGCAGAUUAUUUCGACAGACUCGUCGAUAUAUAUCGGCGCGAACACAACGUCAAUAAACAUCUCAUUUCUACUUU